Messenger RNA from Austrofundulus limnaeus, 2932 nucleotides. RefSeq names its product dopamine receptor D3 (gene drd3). The coding region runs from base 511 to 1881 and encodes 456 amino acids. The record is from RefSeq and is a predicted model, not a curated record. Gene Ontology annotation, molecular function: dopamine neurotransmitter receptor activity, coupled via Gi/Go; G protein-coupled receptor activity. The transcript has 8 exons. Gene Ontology annotation, biological process: negative regulation of cytosolic calcium ion concentration; regulation of potassium ion transport; phospholipase C-activating dopamine receptor signaling pathway. Gene Ontology annotation, cellular component: plasma membrane. Lineage: Eukaryota; Metazoa; Chordata; Actinopteri; Cyprinodontiformes; Rivulidae.
ACUUCAAGCAAAGGACGACCCGGGGGGUCACGAGGAACGUAGAGAUGUGGAGGGGUGGGAUUUAAACCCAACACACGUACACAUCAUCAUGAGUCAUCCGGGAAAUCAAAACUAAUUUCCUGCCUGGAAUAACUGGACGCUGUCAUUUUUUUYCCCCCACCUCCCCAAACAAACGCGCAAAGGGAGGCACCUGGCGUCUCCACUGGCGCGCGCCCGGGAGAACCAAAAACGAGCAGCUCGGCGCGUGUUCCUGCAGCUUCCUCAGAGGCGCUGAGGCUUCCAGGAAGAUGCAAUAACGAGCUCGGUGAUUUUACUCUUUCUAUCUCACACACACUCUCCAUCUGUUUGUGCGCCAUGGCACGGCGCGCUGCUCCCGCCGGACGCCGUCACCGGAUAACUUCUCUGUCUGCGCGGAUGGAGCCGUUCCUCGAUGGCAUCUGAUGAAUCCUCCGCCCGGAGACGGUAACAGGUUUGCCAAACAUCUCACCUCCAUGUCACCGGGACGUCUCCAUGGCGAUGUUUAGCGGCGCCGAGCGGCACUGGAACGAGUCGGGCGGCUUCGCGUGGGACGAGAGGAACGACAGCUCGGACGCCUCGGCCAAGGAUGACGGGGAGUGCAACUACUACGCCAUGCUGUACUCCCUGCUCAUCCUGGCCAUCGUGUUCGGCAACGUGCUGGUGUGUCUGGCUGUGCUGAGGGAGCGCUCGCUGCAGACCACCACCAACUACCUGGUGGUCAGCCUGGCCGUGUCUGACCUUCUGGUGGCCUCGCUGGUCAUGCCCUGGGCCGUGUACCUGGAGGUGGUCGGCGGGGCGUGGCUCUUCAGCCGCCUCUACUGUAACGUCUUCGUCACAUUGGAUGUGAUGAUGUGCACGGCCAGCAUCCUCAACCUGUGCGCCAUCAGCAUCGACAGGUACACAGCGGUGGUGAUGCCCGUUCUGUACAACACCACCCAUCGCUCCAGGAAGAGGGUUUUUAUUAUGAUCACCACGGUGUGGGUGCUCGCGUUCGCYGUCUCCUGUCCCCUGCUCUUCGGCUUCAACACCACAGAGGACCCCAGAGUGUGUUCCAUCUCCAACCCGGACUUUGUGAUUUAUUCCUCCGUGGUGUCCUUCUACCUGCCGUUCAUCGUCACUCUGCUGGUCUACGUCCGCAUCUAYGUCUUCCUCAGGAUGAGGAGGAAGAGGAUCACCUUCGGGCAGGCCAGUGGGAAAGUGCAGCCUGGGUCCACCCAGCCGUCCAUGGAGACCUGUCUGCAGGAAGAAACUCCCAAAGCAAAGCAGGACUUGUCACCUAUAAGGAUUAAAGUGCAGAGCGUAGAUCCACCGAGCCUUUCUAAGUCGAAUCUACUCUCGGGCUGCUUGUGGCGCAAACGCCCCAAAACGGGACCGGAGGAGAACUCGGUGCUGCCCCCCGUGGACACGCACAACUACUGCAGCAUCAGCCACGCCUCCUGUGGCCGCACAGAGCUGGACCUGGAUCAGGGUCGAGGGGAGCAGGAUGGGCAGGACGACAACCAGACGGAACUUCCUCCCGUCAGGAUGGGCUGUGAGGUGAAGGACCUGUCGAACGGACGGACGCACACGGCGCUGCGGCCGAUGUCUCUCUCUCACAUGAAUCCACGGUUCAGGAGCAUGCACGCGCGGGAGAAAAAAGCUACACAGAUGUUGGCCAUCGUGCUCGGGGUGUUUCUCAUCUGCUGGCUGCCUUUUUUUGUGACUCACAUUCUGAACACCCACUGCAGGACAUGCUACGUGCCUCCUGAACUUUACAGCGCUUUCACCUGGCUGGGCUAUGUCAACAGUGCCCUCAACCCCGUCAUCUACACCACCUUCAACAUCGAGUUCAGACGGGCCUUCAUCAAAAUCCUCAGCUGCUGAGGGAGGAGGGGGGAGACGAUGACGACGACACGUCAGGAGAUUAAAAUGGAAAUGAGGCUGUGCGUACGUGCGGUAACUCAAGCAUGGCGUGUUUUUUAUUUUAUUUUUGCAAACCGUGACCGCCAGGUGAACACCGGUGAGUGGAAGCAAACAGCAACCAGCAAGGUGAAGGCUUGGAGUAAAGGAUGUUGGAGAGAUAAACACAAACACGAUGGAUUUAUUUAUAUUUUCCAAGUGAAAACUCAGAUUUUUCUUUUUUGUUAUUAAAGCUGGAUUCCAUUUUAUCAGUAUUACAUUUCAGACUCUGAAAUCCAAACAGUAUAGCACAAUUUGUGAGCCUUUUUUUAAAGAAGUAUUGUAUAUUACUGGUAUUGCUCAUCGGCACAGAGUUGGUAAAGUCAGGACUUUCAGGUCAAUAUGAGUUUAAAAGCUCUUCAGAGCCCAAACGGAGCUUUAAGGCUGCUAAAUGGAUGUGUGGGCCACUUCAUCCGAAAGCCUUCUGCCUCCGCAUCGAGUGGAUUAACAGAUGAUAUUCACCUCCUCCUCCUCCGCUCGCCCCUCCUUCAUCGCUCUGACCUUCAGGUACUCACCGGAGCAUGCACACACACAAAAAAAAAUAAAUAAAUAAAAUCACAACUGUGUGUUGAAAACACGUUAAGAGGACGGUGCAGGUUCCUGCCGAGACUCAAAUCAUUUUGAAGAUUGUCAUACGUGUUUGAUGUGCAGGCAUUGUGCUUCGUGUGGAUUCAUUAGAAAUAAAAAUUUUGCUGUAAAAACGUUUUCAUCGAUUGUCAAAGGAGGCGAGGAGAUUGUUGGCAAUCUUUACUGUGAUUUAGAGCUGGCUGCUCUCGGAGAAAGCUUUUUCUUUUCAUUUUAAAGAAAUAAUUCGUCUUUAGAGCUGUUUUUAAACUGUAUAAAUAAGAAAUAUCUUACCUGUUGUAGAUAACGUUUUGAAUGGUCUCAGUUUGGACGAAGUGGAUUACUGCCAUCUUCAAACCAAUCUAAAACAUUUCAUGGCAGCUCUUACAAAUAAAACUUUUUUAAACUUUUA